CGAGAGAAGAGAAGAGUGCGCGUUGAUUAAAGUUACAGAGCUAAGAGAACUAGCAGUGGAGGUAGAUAUUGCUGGUACUUGGGAUACACUUAGCUUCAAUGCUAAAAUAAUAAAAUAAAGAUAAUCGCGCGACACUUAAUAGUUGUUUUCGUCAACUCCAAGUAAUUUAUAGAAAUACCUUUGGGAGAGCUCACCCAUGCAUGAAAGAUGAGCAUGCAAUCGGUGACUCUGUAUCACCAAUCGAUCAAAGAUUCCUAAUAGUUGAUCUUGGAGUGCUUAGUGGAACACACCCAAGAUGCUCCGCUUGCUGCAGUCUCUAGUUGUUCUAGCCUCCCUCCGCCUAGGAUGGGGCUAGGCUAUCGUUUCCUCUGACCAGCUCAAUAUGACUCUAUACAAGCGGAUGCCCGCCCUGUAUCAGCUGGACGACUACGACCUCUGCCUGGGAAGCGACUCCCACACCUACUGCCUGGUCUAUGCCGAGAUCGUGCCGAAUGCCAGCUCCACUCUGUGGGAGCAAAUCGAAGGUCUCUCCCGUGAUGUCAAGCAUCGCUUUCGGCACGAUCGGCUCUUCAGAGGUAUCUGCCUGGAGCGCUGUCAGCUGGAUCUUCAGCAGUUGUACGAUGGAGGGGUCCUGGAUGAGGACCUGAGCUCCUACUAUUCUAGAGUGCAUGGACGAUCUGCGCCAGAGCGACUGCUCAACGAUCCACUGGUCAAUAGCUGUUUGAAUCUGGAAUUUAGCCAGAAAUACUCCUUGCGUGUGCGCAGCCUCAUCGAGUUAAGUCGGGCGAAAGCUUGCCGCACGGCAAGUAUCUCACACCUGCACAGAGAUUCCAAAGUGGAUUAACACUCACUGUUCUAUUCCGCAGAUGUCCUUGAUCUGACUGUUUACGCUCUUAUAGCUGUAAUCCUGCUGAUCACUGUAUUCUCCACCCUCUAUGAUCAUCUUCUGAGCAAGCACGACUCCCAGGCGGGCAACCUCUUCUAUCAGCAGUGACCACAGCAUCGUAGUAGGUAGUGCCUUCACUGGAGGUGUGCAUUCU
Messenger RNA from Drosophila miranda, 1040 nucleotides. RefSeq lists its product as uncharacterized. Bases 383 to 844 code for a protein of 153 amino acids. The record is from RefSeq and is a predicted model, not a curated record. The transcript is spliced from 2 exons. Lineage: Eukaryota; Metazoa; Arthropoda; Insecta; Diptera; Drosophilidae.